AUGGCCCAGAGUCAAUCCGGACCAUGCUCAUGUCAAUUAGACAGCACGGGAAUGACCAUGGUAUGUGUCAAUGUGAAUACAAUUCAUAGUUAUCAACAGUGCGUGCAUGAGCAACUGAAUUUGCAAUCGGAUUUGAAAUUAAGACGCGGAGGAGUAAUCACGAAUUUAACGAUAAAAAAUCAUCAAUUACGUAGUUUAACAACUGAUCUCUUUCAAUUCUCCUAUGGAAAUACGUUUUAUCAAUUGACUGAUUUACGUUAUUUACAUAUUGUACGCGGACACUUGAAACAAAUACAAAAUCGAUCUUUAACAUUAAUUGAACGAGCACUUGAACAUCUGGAUUUGUCCAGUAAUGAGCUCGAAUACGUGCCUAAAUUGUCAAACAACAACGAACAAUAUGGCAAUUUAAUAAAAUUAAUUUUAUCGCAUAAUCAAAUUCAUCGUUUGUCUUUGUCCGACAUUCGAGCAUACAAUCACUUGCAACAACUUGAUUUAUCCUACAAUCGCUUACAAUAUGUUGACAUGUCUAUCGUGACUUAUCUCACGAGUCUACGACAAUUAUUUUUAAAUGCUAAUAUGCUGCGAACUCUAGCAAAUAAUAUCACAUUUCCGAAUAAUUUUCAUUUCAAAUUAAGCUCGAAUCCAUUAGAAUGUGACUGUCGUCUCCGAUGGUUACGAAAUGGUUUGAAUCGUUUACAAUAUCCUAUCUUUCAUGAUGAACCUCAAUGUGAAAUGCCGAAAGCCCUAGCUGACAGAAAAAUUGCCUCUCUACGUGAACAGCAAUUUGUUUGUGGACCAAUUAUUUCCAAACCUGAUGUGACAGUAUUGAGUGCUAGUAAUGGAGAAAUUGCUACGCUUCGAUGUGAUGUUUAUUCCGAUCCAGGCCCCGAAGUCUGGUGGACAUUUCAGAACAAAAUCAUCGGUAAAAUGGUCACAGCUGUUAAUGAACCUGAUAUUCAUACUGGUUCGUAUACAAUUCGUUAUUCAUGUCUGUCGAUUUCUAUGGAUUCAUCAUCUCCAACUUGUUUAAAUAAAACAACAACAUUAACGAUUUCGAAUAUUGGCGCAGAACAUAAUGGAACCUAUAAUUGUGUGGCUGCCAUACGUAAUCAAGGUCGAUCCGAUAAUGAACAUCUCUCGUACGAAUUACGUGUUCGUCGAUCAUCACCGUUGACGGAAAAUUCGCUUCUUCUUUGGACGAUUGGAAUCUUUCUGUUUCUAUUCGUAUUUCUCCUUAUGCUAUUAUUCUUUUGCUGGAUUUUACGUUGUCAUCGAGCAAAGCAACAACAAGCACAACGAAACAAAGCUUUGUUAUUUAAUUAUAACGGCUCAGCAAUGAGCAAUGGUUAUGAUUACAAAGAAAAACACGAUGAAAAUCAGCACUUUGUCGGUAAUGGAACAUAUGAUCCAUAUGACAUGAUCGAUUCCAGAUCGCAACUUGGUCCACCGAUGUACAGCGAAGUUCGAAUGGUUGAUUCGACACCGUUGAGAAGUAUUAAUGGCGGUGGUUCCAUGUCAUCGACACUAUUACGAAGAAAUGAUCCGUUUUACGAUAGCUAUCGAUCGGACAGACAACUUUAUGAACAGAUGUAUCGACCAUCACCCCUCGAACCUGCAGUUGUUGAUGAAUUUGAAGAUGAAAUGAUCUUUCCCACAGGUUAUGAUGAAGAUUAUCAAUAUCGUGAAGAUAUAAUGAAACCCAAUCAAGCGGUUGAUCCUCGACGACAAGCCAAAGUUCAACAUACGAAUCACGAUCGAUCUGCAAAGGCAACUUCUCAGCACCUCCAGUCGACAGCUAUUGCUGGUCACCAUAAGUUAAAUGGUACAUCGAAUGGAUUCGUUCCAUCGAAUUCUGAUAGGGCGGAAUCUCAAUACACAGGUUUAAUUGAAUCGCAACUCUAG
This is a messenger RNA of Adineta ricciae, 1902 nucleotides long. The record is from the annotation of a GenBank genome assembly. Lineage: Eukaryota; Metazoa; Rotifera; Eurotatoria; Adinetida; Adinetidae.